Messenger RNA from Epinephelus fuscoguttatus (brown-marbled grouper), 1835 nucleotides. It is a transcript of the gene ppil2, whose product is annotated as peptidylprolyl isomerase (cyclophilin)-like 2. Gene Ontology annotation, biological process: protein peptidyl-prolyl isomerization; protein folding; protein polyubiquitination. NCBI's taxonomy places the organism in Eukaryota, Metazoa, Chordata, Actinopteri, Perciformes, Serranidae. Gene Ontology annotation, cellular component: catalytic step 2 spliceosome. The transcript has 20 exons. Gene Ontology annotation, molecular function: ubiquitin-ubiquitin ligase activity; peptidyl-prolyl cis-trans isomerase activity. The record is from RefSeq and is a predicted model, not a curated record. Bases 121 to 1698 code for a protein of 525 amino acids.
ACGACGACGAAGAAGAACGUAAACAGGAAGCUACAAAAGGCGAACAGCUCUUUCAGUUGUUGUCGGUAAAUUCUGUCAUUUUUACCUAAAUAAUCUUUCAGAUCACCACCAAAACUCAAAAUGGGGAAGCGACAGCACCAGAAAGACAAAAUGUACAUCACAUGUACAGAGUACACACACUUUUAUGGAGGGAAGCGAGCAGAAAUCCCACAGGCAAACUUCAGACGGCUCCCGUUUGACCACUGCAGCUUGUCCCUUCAGCCGUUUGAGUAUCCUGUGUGUACUGAGGAGGGAGUCGUCUUUGACCUGCUGAGCAUUGUCCCAUGGAUCAAGAAGUACGGCACAAAUCCGAUCUCUGGAGAGAAACUGGAAGCCAAGUCCCUCAUCAAACUUAACUUUGCCAAGAACAACGAUGGAAAGUAUCACUGCCCCGUUCUGUACAACGUCUUCACAAAUAAUUCUCACUUUGUUGCCAACAAGGUCACUGGCAACGUGUUCUCUUAUGAGGCUGUUGAGCAACUCAACAUUAAGACCAAAAGUUUCAAAGAUCUGCUGACCGACGAACCCUUCACCAGACGGGACAUUAUAACACUUCAGGACCCCACAAACUUGGAUAAAUUCAAUGUGUCCAACUUCUUCCAUGUGAAGAACAACAUGAAGGUGUUGGAUCCAGACGAGGAAAAGGCCAAGCUGGACCCGGCGUACCACCUGAAGACCACCAAUCUGGAGACCAGGGAGACUUUAGCUGAGCUGUACAAAGACUACAAGGGGGAUCAGCUCCUGGCUUCCACCAUGAAGGAACCCGAGGCCAAGAAGACGGACAAAUUAAACGCUGCCCACUACUCCACAGGCAGAGUUUCCGCCUCUUUCACAUCCACAGCCAUGACUCCUGCAACAACACACGAAGCAGAUGCCAUCGCAGACGACACUGUGCGUUACCAGUAUGUGAAGAAGAAAGGCUACGUCCGUCUGCACACAAACAAGGGAGACCUGAACCUUGAGUUGCACUGUGAUAAGGUUCCCAAAGCUGGAGAGAAUUUCAUCCGUCUGUGUAAGAAAGGCUACUAUGAUGGGACCAUCUUUCACAGAUCCAUCCGGAAUUUUAUGAUUCAAGGAGGGGACCCCACUGGCACCGGCACAGGAGGGGAGUCCUUCUGGGGAAAACCUUUCAAGGAUGAGUUUCGGCCCAACCUGUCUCAUACCGGUCGCGGGGUUCUCAGCAUGGCAAACUCUGGUCCAAACACCAACAAAUCUCAGUUCUUCAUCACGUUCCGGUCAUGCACCUACCUCGACAGGAAACACACAGUGUUUGGAAGGAUUGUUGGUGGAUUUGAGGCACUCACAGCUAUGGAGAACGUGGAGAGUGAUCCCAAAACAGACAAACCAAAGUCGGAGAUCAAGAUCAUAAGCGCAACUGUGUUCGUGGACCCGUACGAAGAGGCUGACGCUCAGAUCGCAGCAGAGCGAGAAAAGGAGCUGCAGAAGGAGGAGGAGGAGAGGCAGCAGACCAGCAUCGCCCAGAAGAAAGCCAAGGAAGAGCAGGCGCCAAAAACCUUCAAGGCAGGUGUGGGGAAAUACAUCAACCCUGCCACAACAAAACGUAUGGCUGCUGAUGAUGAAAGCGGACCGUCCACCAGCGGAGUGGCGCCCAAGAAGUCCAAAGGCAAGACCAGCUUUGGGGACUUCAGCUCCUGGUAGCACCGACACACUCGACAUUCACCAGUCUGUAUUUUGUGUUGUCGAGUUGAGCACUCACAAUUAAUUUCAUUCAUACUUGUUGUCUAUCGUCUCUCAAUAGUGUUGGCGUGUUGUGGAACAAAUAAAGUUACUUUUUU